This is a messenger RNA of Lytechinus pictus (painted urchin), 6942 nucleotides long. RefSeq names its product soluble guanylate cyclase gcy-31-like. The transcript has 11 exons. NCBI's taxonomy places the organism in Eukaryota, Metazoa, Echinodermata, Echinoidea, Temnopleuroida, Toxopneustidae. Gene Ontology annotation, biological process: response to oxygen levels; cGMP biosynthetic process; nitric oxide-cGMP-mediated signaling. The record is from RefSeq and is a predicted model, not a curated record. Gene Ontology annotation, molecular function: guanylate cyclase activity. Gene Ontology annotation, cellular component: guanylate cyclase complex, soluble. The coding region runs from base 63 to 2021 and encodes 652 amino acids.
GGCGUGGUCUCAAGGCGGUACUGCCUGGCCUUGAGGGUCAAAUACUCAGCGACGCCUUUGAGAUGAAGAGACCAAAUUUGCCUUUAACAUGGGAAUCGAUAACCCACCAUGAAAAUUGUGUAUUCGAGCUGGGCUCCACCAGCCUGAUCGCCCGGGAUUCGGUGACCAUGGGAUGUCCUCUUGCGUACCAAUCUCGCCAAAGCUCGAGCGAGGACGAGACCCUUUCUUGUCCAGUUGAUAGAGCGCCCCCUCCCGACAAAGAGGGUACACAGCACUCGCUGCGAAGUGGGAUAAUUGAAGAUGAUGGCGACAGCAGCGAGGGAGAAGCUCACCGCCAAAGACAAAAGGAAGUGAAGAAAAGCUUGGUACCAGCACACCCCUGGUUGAUAAAACCGCCCGGUGACACCCGUAUGCAAAUCAAUAAAUCGACAUUAAAGUACUCAGAGAUUUUAGAAGAAGUGUACCACCCGAGACAGAUCAGACUGAAAGGUCAGAUGCUGUGUGUUCCAGAAUGGCGUGCGUACAUAUUCCUGGCAACACCGAUGCUACCCGACCUUCAGGUUAUGUUCCAGACAGGGUUAUACAUCAACGACCUCAGCAUGCACGAUUCGAGCCGAGAUCUGGUACUAGCCGGUACCCAGCAGUCCGCAGAACUAAAACUUGCCUUAGACCAGGAGCAACGGAAAAGCGCACAACUUGAACAAAGCAUGAUGAAACUCGACCAGGAGAUGAAGAGAACCGAUUCGCUGCUCUACCAGAUGAUACCAAGACAAGUAGCAGAGAAGCUCAGGAGAGGGGAACCAGCGACAAGUACCUGUGAGGUAUUUACUGCUGUAACUAUUCUCUUCAGUGAUGUAGUGGGCUUCACGACAAUCUGUUCGCGGAUCCCACCGAUGGCAGUCGUCUCUAUGCUGAACGGCAUGUACACAAAGUUUGACAACCUCAGCGAACUGUACGAAGUCUACAAGGUGGAAACCAUAGGAGAUGCGUACAUGGUGGUGUCCGGUGCCCCUACGACGACGAAGUACCAUGCUGUACGAAUAGCAGAGAUGUCUCUGGGAAUGAGAGAGAGUAUGAACGACCUCAGAGACCCUUCAAGUAAUAGUGAUAUCGUCAAGAUUAGAGUCGGUAUCCAUACAGGUAUGGUCGUGGCGGGUGUGGUUGGACUGAAGAUGCCUCGAUACUGUCUCUUCGGCGAUACUGUCAACACAGCAUCAAGAAUGGAAUCGACUGGGGAAGCACUGAAGAUCCAUAUGAGUGAGACUACGAAAGCGGACCUAGAUCAGUGGCCAGGGUACUAUGAUAUAGAGGAAAGGGGUUCGACGGUUGUCAAGGGCAAAGGAGCGAUGAAGACCUACUGGUUGCAUGGUAAGACCACGGAUGCCAAUGUGAACUCACCACUGGGUCUCGUCAAAGAGGAGAAUGGAACGUCGCGAUCAAGACAGUCCUCCAUCGACUCGUCACCGGUAUUACGAAGUAGAAGUAUAGCUGGUUCACGUAUGGCAAUGGAUGGUGAGCCAAGGAGUGCAUCGGCCACAUCGAGGACCUACUCCCCCGUCAUCACCGCCGAAGUUCUGGACCGUGCCUUAACACCACAGGCACUACGAGCCAGCCUUGCACCGAACGAAAGCUCCGACAGGCUCAGUCUUUCUUCAACCGAAACCAUCAAGCCCUGCAGCGGCGGCGACUGCCUCAGCAUAGUCCGGCGUGACAGCAAAGCUAGCAUCUUCAUGGGAUACGUCCCAGUGACGCCCUCUAUCGGUGACUCAGUUGCAGAGGCUGCUCCGAAGACGGUAUGCACCUGUCAACGGAAGUUGUCGCUCAUCAAUAAAGAGGUUCAAACUGAGGAUGUGGAGACUAUUGCUAAUGACUUUGUCAAAGGAACUGAGAUGAACUCUUAUGGGUUAGACGAGAAGAGACCGCAGGGUAAUGGAGCAGAGACUGAUAGAUUUGUUGGGGGAAUGGAUGGGACUAAAGGACAGGCCAACGUUGCCCACAGUUCUGCAUGUUGUAUUCUCUAGCACUGUCUAAUAUCCGUUGAGCGCGCGCAAAUAGAAGCUUCGCUCAAAGCUUCUCCCUCUGUUAAACUGCUCAAAUUUCCAUUGCUCUUAAGCAUGUUAAGUGGGUCUGAUGUAGGAGUGUGCCAGUGUCAUUGCAGCUACAGUGGCAGUUGGUCCCCAUUUGAAUAAAUUUGUUUCGAUGGUGUUUGCAAAAGAAACAAGGUCCUGCUGGGAUUGAUAUAAAUGUUCACCAGAAGCGGAAGGAUUACUUAAGGGAUAAAGGUUUUGCUGACUUGUACUGUGUUGUCUUGUCAAUACUCCGUAAAAAUUGGAUUUAAAUUUGCGUGGCCUUUUAUUACAAAACUUUGCGACAGAUUCAAGUCAAAUUCAGAGUGAGAUUGAUCUCAAUUUUUCUAUCUCUUAACUACACAUUUUAGAUCAAUAACACUUUGAGUUUGAAUUGAAUAUGUCAGAACUCUUUGAAAGACGUGCCCUGAUAUCUACCCCGUCAACACUGAAUUGUGUCCUAAAUAAGGAGCACAUCAUGUAGACAGUAACCAGUGCAGCUGGUAAUCUGUGAUACAUCUAAAAAUAUGACGUUUCAAACAGGAUAGCAUCAAAAUUAUCAAACCCUUUCAACACGUACGUUAGCUGUUUCUUAUCUCUUAUACUCUUCAAUGAUAUAUCGCAAAAAUAAAUGUUUCUUAAUGGGUUUUUUUUCCAAAACCGUGUACAAAAACGUAACAAUGAUCAACUAAUUGCAAUUUUUGGACGGUCCUUCCCUCCUCCCACCACCACCAACACACACACCCUCACACACAUACUUUCAAAACCGUUCCGCGGUCCCUGUCCUUAAACUGGACUGUUGUUAGACAUGCAUCUUACAGUAAAAGUCUGAACAUAAAUAUUAUAGAGGUUAUUAACAGAGUCAGGAAAUCUUAUUUCGACCAGUGUCAAGUCAUAGUUCUGAAAGUAACUUUAGAAAAUCUUUUAGAUUGCACUGACCAAGUAUUAAUCGAACCAAAUAUGGCAUAAAAAUCCAUCAUCCAAAGUUUGAAUCAAAAUUAGACUUAUCUGAUUUUAUUCACUUGAGGAACAAUUCACAAUACAUUUAAAGCAAAAUAAUAAUAUGUCGCGCUAGUAGCGUACGCAGGGGGUUGGCUACAGGUGUUGUUUCUUUUUGUGUUGUUUUGCUUGUUAAAUUUUUUUGAGGUACAAACGGACGUGAAAUUGGCGGUAAAGAUCUUUUUUUUUGCUUGUCAACAUUUCAUCAGCUUAAACCCCCACCCCUAUAAAAAUCAUGCGUACGUUACUGUAUCGCACAAAUGUCUCUUCAGCAACACGUUUUCUGUAAAAACUAGCAAGUCUAGUUUAUAAAGAUACACCUAUCAUCCCUUCAGACCGGGAAGGACGCUAUUUAAAUGUACCAGUGCCUAACUUUGUAAAGAUAUACGGCAAUGAAAUGUACAAGUUACACCAUCGAUGCGAAUACUUACCUCAUCCAUAUUGCAUGUAUUGUAUUUUCCCGCCCUUUUUUAUUCAAACUCUAAACUCGACGUAAUAUCAUCUUUUCUUCCGAAACAAUAAUCUACAAUUUCAGUUCGAUGGGCAACUCAGCAUGUAUGUUUGGUGAAUUUGCUUUGAUUUUCGAAGUUUUCAUGUCGUGAAAUGCAGUAAUAUACAAGGUUUUGGCUUAUAAAGGCUUGAUUCAAAAGACGGUCUGGAAUAUUCCUAGACGUAAUCCACCAAAAUUCAAAGAUUUCGCAUACAACAAGAAUCAACAAAUUUUGAUAGAAAUGUCAUAUUUAUUUACUCUGGUAAACGUAUGAUUUAGGAUCAAUGCAAUCCUACUAAACAUGUUAAAUUUUAAAAACUCAAGUGCUCUGUUAUUUGAUUGUAAAUAUUCAUUUUUGUUGUGGGCGUGCGUUUUGUGUGCUACUUUAUUGCAUUUAAAGUGGGUUUCGUGAACUUUGAUUUGCAACCAUUAGUCAGGGUCAUUGGUUCAAUACCUUUACAGAAACAAAAGGCUUUUUACAUGCAAUUCGUGUGCAUUUGCAAAAAGAAAAAAUAGCUGCCUAAUUCGCAAAAUAACGAGCAGCUCGAAUUAUUGAUGUGGCCGUUAGCAAACGCAAACAUUCUAAAUCAAUAUUUAAAGUUACGAACUGCUAUAUUCAUUUUACGCAUUGUACAAAUAUUUGACUGUGUGUGAACUUUUAAAAGACGUUUCAAAAUAUUUUAUAGUUUUAUAUAUUGAGGAGUAAGAUAUUUAUAGAUUAUUGGUAGUAUUUUAACUUCCUUUCUGUUUUUUAUUAUAGUAUGGAAUCUUCAUAGGAACGUCAUAAAAGGUACCGAAAGGGGAAGGAAAAUUCUUCAUUUCAUUAUAAUCAUAUUUUUUUAUUAUUGUUUCACGAUUUGAAUUUUAAUAAAUUAAAGGAGGAUAUAACAUUCUUGGUUUCAUUUUAUUCUAAUUCGUUUGGGUAACACCACAAAUUUAUAAAUUUACUGAAGCACAAGUAUACCUCGGAAUGGUUUCCAUACAUAACACCAUGCGUUUUACUUUUUGUUCUUGGUUUUUGAGGGAGGGUUGUUUGUGUUUUUGUUUUGUUUUUCCAUUGGCCGGGGGGUUUGAAUAGAGUAGAUAUUCAACAACAAAAGACAUGAUAGUGAAAGAGCAAUGAUUACAAGCUGUGUCGUUUUUGCUCUUCUGAAAUAGAAAACAUAUGAUUUAGUGUACACUUUUGACAGACUGAGUUUUUUGGUAAAUAUGUCAAUCAUGUCAAUGAAUAAAAAUAGAGAAUGAUGAUUAUAGACAGUUACUGUUCUCCGCAGCCUCUUGCGAGGUAUUAUACAUGAUUGUAAAGGUUCGCUCUCAUCUUGCCAUUUCGAGGUAAAACUAUGUGAUAUUCUAAUAGAGUUGCUGGCAACUAUUUCUUGUUCAAUAUUCUACAUUAUAUUCUUUGAGCAUAUCAGGACGAAUGUUAUGCAUAUUUAUACAUUUAACAAACGACCGCGAAUGUAAUUUAAAGUUUGGUGAACAUUUUCGUUUUAGGAAAUGAUACAUGUUUACUGAAUAACCAGGGAAUCAUUUCAUGAAACAGAUAGUCCGUGAUUUCCACUAGAAAUUUCACCCACAGCCAAUCAGAAACAAGGAUUUCAAUAGCUUAUCACUAACAGUCAAUUAAAGUCAGUCAAGAUGUUUCAUUGAAAUGGUUCCCUGAUAGAUAUCUCUGAAAAAUGGUUCUGCAAAAUGGGGUUGACACAAUUUGUUUCCUGUAUAAAUGUAAUAGAAAACGAGUCCGCUAUAAUCAUCAAUGUGCCGUUAGCUUGUUAGUACAUGAUAAAUGAAUGUAUAACAUGGAUGAACAAAUGAAGGGGAAUUUGAAAAUUGCAUUUUAAUCAUAAAUUCAUGUUCCGAAUAGAUUUAAAGAUUAGUUUGCGUCUCAUGUUACUGUCAGGUUUUGGGGCACCGCUACGCAGAACAAAUUCAAAAACACAGCAAAUGUAUUGAAAAUGCCUGUCCAAUGACAAUGACCCACCGGCAGGUCUUUGUCGAAAAAUUGAUGAACGGGUAGAGUAGUUUCGUACAAGUAUCGGAGCUGACGAAAAUAAAGGAAAUAGGUCGUUUUUCUUGAGUCCAGGACGAAACUGCUGUGUUUAAUCACCAAUUGUCGACAAAGACUUUUUGGUUGCUCAUUGUCAUGAAGGUCGUUUGACAAUACAUUUUCUAUGUUCUUUAUUCUGCAAUCAUUUUAAGGAAGAAUAAAGAGGUCGCAUUGUUAUGUUCAAUAAGUUCAUUAAAAAAUAAAGAUUCAGAUUCUUCUACUUUCUAGGAGAUUGAAGAAAUAUUUCAUCUGUCAGAACUUGACAGGGCAGGCGAUGUUGUAUUUUGUCAAUAAAAUAUUUCGUAAAUCUUCAGAACGUGUGUAUGAUACGACCAACCUUCAUUAUGCAGAACAUACGAUGUAUAGAAUAUACAGUGUAAAUAAAGUAUAUCUAUAUAUUAUAAUAAUCGUUAUUUUUAAGAGGUGUGUUAUUAAAAAAUAUCUUUGUACAGAAACUAAUCUCUCGCGAGAUACUUUGCACAAAUAUGUAUAUGGAGAUUUAUGAUGUUGAAUAUUUUAUAAAGUCAUGUACUAUAUAUGUAUAUUCUUACUUAUACGUACAACUAUACGUUUCACAGUGCGUCAAUAUGUGUAAAUAAUAUCAUUUGUUAAUUUAUAUCCAUGUGUCCAAGUGUACUAUAAUCAUUUUAUAUGAUAUUUUAACGCCCUUAAAACAUUUUUCCUUGAUACUUUCAGUAUAUUUAGCUCCAAGUUUUUCACUUCAGUUCAACAUUAUGACAUCGAGAGAAAUGACAUUGAUUGAAUUAAUAAGAACUUAUAUUAAUGUCAGUCAUUUUCCGUGACGUGAUUUUAUCUUUAUUUUUGAAGGUUAUAUGUGCGGAAAUGAUAUCAAGGAAAUAGGAAAAAUCUAAUAUAUUAUCAAAACAAGGAACUCACAAUAGUAAAAAUAAAAUCAUGUUUCUUUCCCCUCGUAAUUCAGAAUGUUCGAGAUAUCUGCUAUUAUAGUUAAUGUAUUUGUCUUUAAUUCUUUAUAAUUAUUCAUUCAUAAAAAAAAUAUUUAGCAAAGUAAUGACGAAUUAUGCUUCGGUAAUUGAAACCCACGUUUAGUCGAUGGUUUUUAUUCUGCCAAGUUUCCAUAUUCAGUCACAUUAAUGAGACCGACUGCAAACCGACCGAUAAUAUAACAUUGGAAAUAACGUUAUAGCUUUGAUCGGUCUGGAGUCGGUUUCGUAAGUGUGACUGUAACCUCUAUGUAUAGAGAGAGAUGUAUGUUCUUGUUGUUGAGAUCAUAAUUAUCUUGCCUUUGUUACAUUUUUGUGCCUCAUGAGUGUAAUAAAUUUCUGAGAGAGUCGAUUGGCAUAAACUAGAAAGACCAGUUU